AUGAAGAAAUUGCUUGCAAUUUUCAUAAUUUCAUCAAUUCUUGUAGCAGAAAUCAAAGCUGGUGAUGUAUCUGACUGCACAGAUGCUAUGGCACUCUUUAAUUCGUUAACAAUUGGCACACAAAAUAGUAUUCGAGGAACAAUUUUAGAUUAUUUGGCAUCUCAAAAUCCUGAUUUUUUAGGCAAUUUGAUAUCAUUAAUUGGAGAUUAUUCAACAAUGCCUGAAACUUAUAACACCAGUGAUAUCGAGAUUUUGACCCAAUUGUAUGUUCAAACAAUUGUAUUUGGAAAGCCGUAUAUUCAGUGCAUUAUCAUGAACUUUUCAUCAUAA
This is a messenger RNA of Chironomus riparius, 330 nucleotides long. NCBI's taxonomy places the organism in Eukaryota, Metazoa, Arthropoda, Insecta, Diptera, Chironomidae. The record is from the annotation of a GenBank genome assembly.